Messenger RNA from Carica papaya (papaya), 2139 nucleotides. The record is from RefSeq and is a predicted model, not a curated record. NCBI's taxonomy places the organism in Eukaryota, Viridiplantae, Streptophyta, Magnoliopsida, Brassicales, Caricaceae.
AUGGAUUAUCGAGAAGAGAAGAGUCGUGCUUGGAAAAUGAGACCUUUGAAAAAUGCUGAUGCUGAAUUCGCUUAUGGAUCUGGGCAUGUCAAUCCAUUAAGGGCUGUUAAUCCUGGACUUGUGUAUGAAGCUGAUAAAGGAGAUUACAUAAAAAUGCUUUGCGGCAAUGGAUUUGCAGCCAAGAUCACUGAUUCUGAGAGACAGAAGUUGGCUGCAAUGAAAGAAGUAGUAUCAGUUUUUCCAAACAGAAUGUAUCAGCUACAGACGACAAGAUCUUGGCGCUUCAUGGGGUUCAACAAGACUACCGAGAAGCACCGAAAUUCAAAAAGGGAAAAUGAUCUUAUCGUUGGUGUAAUUGACACUGGAAUUUGGCCUGAAUCAAAAAGCUUUAAUGAUGAAGGUUUUGGUCCUGCUCCAGACAAAUGGAAGGGUGCUUGUAAGGGUGGUCGAAAUUUCACAUGCAAUAACAAAGUUAUUGGAGCACGAUAUUACACGUCUGAUCCCACAAUAGACUCUGCGAGGGAUACUGAAGGUCAUGGAUCCCACACUGCUUCCACAGCAGCAGGAAACAAAGUAAUGAAUGUAAGUUUUUAUGGAGUGGCUCAAGGUACUGCAAUGGGAGGUGUUCCAUCUGCAAGAAUUGCUGCAUAUAGAGUUUGCUCCGCUGAUGGGUGUAGUUCAGAGGCUAUCUUGGCUGCUUUCGAUGAUGCUAUUGCUGACGGAGUUGAUAUCAUAACGAUUUCGAUAGGAGGAGCAUCUGCAUCAGAAUAUACCCAAGAUCCCAUUGCAAUUGGUAGUUUUCAUGCCAUGGCUGAAGGAAUUCUCACUGUGAACUCCGCAGGAAAUUCUGGUCCUGAAAGUGGAUCAGUGGCAAGUGUAUCGCCAUGGAUGCUUUCUGUUGCAGCAAGCACUACUGAUCGUUCCUACAUCACAAAAGUUGUUCUUGGGAAUGGAAAGACUUUAGUUGGCAAAUCUAUUAAUGGUUUUAGUCUACACGGGAAAAAAUACCCGUUGGUAUACGGGGAAGAUGCCACGAAAUCAUGUGAUGAACCAGCUGCUAAGAUGUGCAUUACAGGAUGUCUGGAUACUGAUUUGGUAGACGGAAAAAUUGUGCUAUGUGAUAGUGCGGGAGGAGCUCCUGUUGUUCAUUGGGCUGGAGGUGUGGGAUCGGUGCAUCAAACUGAAAUGACCGAGAAUGUUACUUCGGUUUCCCCUAUACCUGCAUUGGCUUUACUAUCACAUGAUUUUGGAACUAUCAAAGCAUAUUUUAAAUCAGCUAAGAAACCUGUGGCAGAAAUACUGAGAAGUGAGACUAGAAAAGAUACGAAUGCUCCUGUCGUUGCUUACUUCUCUUCACGCGGGCCAAAUCUCAUUGCACCAGAUAUUUUAAAGCCAGAUUUAACAGCUCCAGGAGUGGAUAUCUUGGCUGCAUAUUCACCUCUUAAAGCACCCACAAAUGAUCCUUUAGAUACACGACAAGAAGAUUACAAUGUAAUAUCUGGAACCUCCAUGUCUUGCCCACAUGUGGCUGGAGCUGCGGCUUAUGUCAAGUCAUUUCACCCUGAUUGGUCUCCUUCCGCCAUUAAAUCUGCACUAAUGACAACUGCUUGGAAAAUGAGACCUUUGAAAAAUGCUGAUGCUGAAUUCGCUUAUGGAUCUGGGCAUGUCAAUCCAUUAAGGGCUGUUAAUCCUGGACUUGUGUAUGAAGCUGAUAAAGGAGAUUACAUAAAAAUGCUUUGCGGGUCAGGCUAUGAUUCAAAUAUGAUCCGACAAAUAUCAGGAGACAAAAGUACUUGUCCUGAGGAAGUUGAUAAGUCACUGGUGAGGGAUCUUAACUAUCCUUCAAUGGCUGUCAAAAUUGACAAACCACAAAAGCCAUUCAAGAUUGUUUUCCAACGAACUGUCACGAACGUUGGCAGUGCAAGCUCUACUUACAAGGCAACCGUUUCCUCGAAUCUAAAUGUUAGCAUCACGGUGGAACCCCAUAUUCUCUCUUUCAAGUCUUCGGACGAGAAGAAAUCUUUCAGUGUUACUGUUGCUGGGGAAGAAUUGAAAUCUCCAAUAUCUGCAUCUCUGGUCUGGUCUGAUUCUGUCCAUAAAGUAAGGAGUCCCAUUGUUGUGUACAGUAAAUCGGUUUAA